Pyricularia pennisetigena is the source of this 945-nucleotide messenger RNA. RefSeq lists its product as uncharacterized. The transcript has a single exon. The record is from RefSeq and is a predicted model, not a curated record. Bases 1 to 945 code for a protein of 314 amino acids. Lineage: Eukaryota; Fungi; Ascomycota; Sordariomycetes; Magnaporthales; Pyriculariaceae. Gene Ontology annotation, molecular function: oxidoreductase activity.
AUGUCAUCCUCCGACAUCCCAGACCACCCUCCAUCCCGCUCCCUACGGGGUCGCGUCGCCAUCGUCACGGGAGCCGGCUGUGCGGGCUCGGGAAUCGGAAACGGACGGGCCAUUUCUAUUCUCUUAUCCGACGACGGCUGCGAUGUCGUCUGCCUCGACAUGAACCUCGAAUGGGCGAACAAGACGGUGGAGAUGGUCAACGCCAAGCCGGGCCGCGGCAAGGCCGUCGCCGUCCAGGGCGACGUCACUAAACAGGCCGACUGCGACGCCGCCGUGCAGCUCGCCCUCGACAAGUUCGGCCGGCUGGACAUCCUGGUCAACAACGUCGGCGUGGGCGGCCCGCCGGGCACGGCGGUCGACGUGGACCUGGAGAGGUUUGCGCAGGGGCUCGAGGUCAACGUGUCGAGCAUGGUGAGGAUGGCCAAGGCUGCCAUCCCUGCCAUGCUGCGCGACAAGGACGGCGUGGAGAUCAAGGGCAGCAUAGUCAACAUGGGCUCGGUCGCCGGCAUGCUCGGGGGCACCCCGCACCUGCUGUACCCUACCAGCAAAGGUGCAGUUGUCAACAUGACGAGAGCUAUGGCGGCUCAUCAUGCCAAGGACGGCAUCCGCGUGAACUGCGUAUGUCCAGGGGUGAGUGUGGACUUGCUGGCUUAUACGAACCCCCCGCCCCCAUAUGAGCUUGAUAAUGACUAUGAACCGGUUCCCUCGCAGAUGCUAUAUACUCCGAUGAUGUACGCAGGUGGGAUGAGCGACGAGGUCAGAGAGGCCCGCAAGGGGAGGAGUCUGCUAGGUACGGAGGGUAGCGGUUGGGAUGCGGCAUGUGCAGUCGUCUUUCUUGCAUCGGAUCAUUCGAGAUGGAUCACGGGUGCCAUUUUACCUGUGGAUGCUGGGACAACAGCUGCAACUUCUAUAACGCUGCCCAAAGGAGCGAGCGUCAAUGGUUGA